AUGCGCUCACUUUCUUUAUCCUCUUUUCUGCUCCUGCUUCCUUCCGUGCUUCCUUCUACGCAAGCUGCGGACACGUUUGACGUCACUCGCGAUGAUGACCUCCUCUCGUUUGUCACUAUGCCAAAUGUCAAGGCAAUCAAAUACAAUAUAACCUACCACGAUCGCAGUCGCGUAAGCCCCGGAUACUGGUUCGUUGCGCCGUACAGUCACCUGGACGCCGACCCUUACAACAAGAAAUACAAUCCCUGUCAAGUGGGACCUCACAUCUACGAUCAGGACGGCAAGCUGGUCUGGACCGGAUCUUGUCUCCACAACAACCGCAAUGUCUUCGACUUCAAGCCUACGAACCACAUCGCCGAUGGUGCCACCCAUCUCUCAUUCAUUCUCCAAAACAACUACAUCAAUGACGGCACGCCGUUGGCCAAAGGUGCCGCGUACAUACUCAACGACAAAUACUUGGUGGAGAACACCAUCCCCAUCACGAACGACCUAGAGCGGUGGGAUCUGCACGAGUUCAAUGUUCUUCCGGGCGGGAAGACGGCGUUGGCGGCCUCGAUCCGGAUUCAGGACCAGUCCCUGGCGGAGUUGGGCCGGCCGGCGGAAUCGAGCCGAGUGGCUUCGGGGGGGUUUGUGGAGAUCGACCUGGCCACCAGCGCGGUGCUCUUCGACUGGGACUCUCGCGACAAGAUCCCCCUCCACGAGUCGGACCAUGUGAUGCCGUGGUCGCCGCCCGAAGGGGGAGGAGGUCUGGACUACAUCCAUGUGAAUGCGGCGGACAAGAACGUGUACGGCGACUACCUCCUGUCGGCUCGCUACACCAGCACCAUCUAUCUGAUCUCCGGGCAAGACGGGCACAUCAUCUGGCGCCUGGGCGGGAAAUACACCAACUUCGCGAUGGAUUUCACCUUCUCCAAGCAACACAACGCGCGAUUCGUCUCCGCCAACGAGACGCACACCGUGUUGUCGUUCCUCAACAACGCCUCCGACGACUUCACCAACCAAGAGGACGUGUCCUCUGGCAUGAUCGUCGAGCUAGACACCGUUCGAAUGACCGCGACGCUGCGGAACCGCUACACCCGUCCGGACGGUAGCCUGAGUCGCAUGCGCGGCAACCUUCAGCGACUCGAGGGAGGCAACGUCUUCAUGGGCUGGAGCGCGCAGGGCUACCACAGCGAGCACGCCCCGGAUGGCACCGCGCUCAUGGAAGCCAAGUUCCUCUCCCCGCGCUUCAACAGCUACCGGUCGUACAAGUUCCCGUUCGUCGGCCACCCCCAGCAGCCGCCCGCUCUGGCCGCGUCCGUCUACGCCAGCAAACCCAGCCAGGCGCAUCCGUCCGCCGCAGGCGCAGCCACGUCGAACCCCGAGCUGACCACCGUCGUCCACGUCAGCUGGAACGGUGCCACGGAGGUCGCCGUUUGGAACUUUUAUUCACAAGCGGACGAGACCUCCGUCCCUUAUCUGAUCGGCAACGUGACGAAGCACGACUUUGAGUCGGUCUUCGUCACCCCGGGCUACUGGGACUUUGUCUCUGCCGAAGCGCUCGAUCGCAAGGGGAACUCCCUUGGCUGGUCGAGGAUCAUCCGCUCCGAGAUCGAAGGAGCUCUGAAGUACGCAUCCGAGGAUGGGGAGCAGCUGCUCCUCUUUCCUGAUGAUCCCGCUUCGCUGGUGGCUGUCGAGCCUGCUGUCGAGGAGAUUGUGGUGGACCCGGCCCCGCUGGUUGAGACCAUUGUCGUGGACGAAGAGAUGGCUCAUGAGGAGCCCGAGCACGUCUCCGAUGCAGACGAUCUGUUGCGAGCCAUCAACGAUGUGGUCAUCGGCAUGAUUCUGCUCGCUUGCUUCGGGACGAUUCUGAUCUUCUGGUGGACGCGGAGGUUCAAGUGGCGGCCACACCGGUAUCUGCGGCUGGCCUCUUCUCCGUUGCAUAGCCCGGCGGUAUGA
Messenger RNA from Aspergillus aculeatus ATCC 16872, 1938 nucleotides. RefSeq lists its product as uncharacterized. NCBI's taxonomy places the organism in Eukaryota, Fungi, Ascomycota, Eurotiomycetes, Eurotiales, Aspergillaceae. Bases 1 to 1938 code for a protein of 645 amino acids. The record is from RefSeq and is a predicted model, not a curated record. The transcript has 2 exons.